AUGGCAUGUAUCUCUACAUCGUAUUUCUCUGUUGCCCUGAAUGGAGAGCUUCACGAUUUUUUUAGGUCCUCCCGAGGUGUGCGGCAGGGGGACCCUCUUUCUCUUUACCAUUUUGUGUUGGCUAUGGAGGGGUUAGCUGGUAUUUUUCGGGAAACCUCUCACAGCCCUGGUUUUCAGUAUCAUUGGAGAUGUAGGGGGGCAGCUUUUACUCAUUUGUGUUUUGCGGAUGAUUUGAUGGUGUUUUGUAGAGCAGAUGCUUCCCCUGUUAGCUUGAUCAAAUCGGCCUUGGAUUAUUUUGCUAAGGUUUCUGGAUUAGUGACUAAUGCAGAGAAGAGCCAGUUGUUUCUUUCUGGAGUUACAGAUGAGGAGCAGAUUGGGUUACAGUCUAUCAUGGGUUUCCAGUUGGGCCAGUUACCGGUUUAUUGGUCCUCCAUGUUUCUUUUGCCGGCAGCUACAGUUAGACGGAUCGAGAGUAUUUUGGCCUCGUUUCUUUGGAAGGGUACUUCUUUGUCCCCUUCUAGUGCUAAGGUUGCAUGGUCUUCUGUUUGCUAUCCAUUGACAAAGGGUGGCCUGGGGAUUAAGAGGAUCCAAGAUUGGAAUAGGGCGGCUAUUCUCAAACACGUUUGGAGGCUGCUUACUAAUAGAUCUUUUAUAUGGUCUUCUUGGGCCCGUUUGGUUCUCCUCCGUGGUCGGUCCUUUUGGCAUAUCUGA
Molecule: messenger RNA, 711 nt
Organism: Pistacia vera
Lineage: Eukaryota; Viridiplantae; Streptophyta; Magnoliopsida; Sapindales; Anacardiaceae
Exons: 2
Coding region: 1-711 (236 amino acids)
Source: RefSeq, a predicted model, not a curated record